Messenger RNA from Cladocopium goreaui, 2598 nucleotides. Lineage: Eukaryota; Dinophyceae; Suessiales; Symbiodiniaceae. The record is from the annotation of a GenBank genome assembly.
CUCAUCGGCAGGUGUCCUUUUCGGGCACCAGGGCGUGAGCCCAGUGCGGGUGCCUCGAGUGCCUGGAGCCUCGAGCGCUGCUUCGCACCGGGUCGAUGAGCGGCGAUGCAAAACCUCUGUUGAGGAGGCGUCAUGCGGCGCAACUCUUCAAGACAGAAAUUUGCAAGUUCUUCCUGGAAGGACGUUGCGAGAGUGGUGAUGCAUGUUCCUAUGCGCAUGAGAAGAACGAGGUUAGAACCAAGCCAGAUCUGACCAGAACAAGUAUGUGUAGGAAGUUACUGACGGAUGGAGCAUGCAACGAUAAGAGGUGUAGGUUCGCGCAUUCGGAGCAUGAGCUACGCGCGACCAACGGAUUUUUCAAGAUGAAGAUGUGUUUCUUUGCACAAUCCGGCAAAUGUAAACACGGCAGCCGAUGUCGUUUUGCCCAUACAAUGGAUGAACUGCGUCCCGCAGGUCCCCGCAAGGACCCGGAGCUUCCAGACGCUAAGAGUGCCCAAGAGGAGGAGCAGAGACAGGACUCGCAAAUUGAUUUGUACUCAUUGUCUUCGCUCCCAGAGAGGCAAAAGAGUUCCCAACAGGAGUCCCAUGGCACUGGUGGCAGUACUGCAACUGGAAACGGUGGCAGUACAAGUGGAAAUGGCGGCAGCACCAGCGGCAACGCCAGUGGUCAAUCCAGUAACGAGAACAGUGGAUCUGGCAACUCGCGUCGGGAGGGAGACUCUCGUCCACAUCGUGGACGUGCAGCCAUGCAAGCAAGGAUGAGGACAACACAGAACAUGGCGGAGGAAUCGAGCUCCUCUUCUGGCAACACCUCCUUGACUCUGGUACCAAGGAGCGAGCAUACUGGCUCAACACCUGCGAGCGACAGUAGCAGCUCAGGUGCCGUUGGAAACGGCGACGAUGCUGUUGAAGCUGAUGGCUCUGCGGCAGGAGCACCAGAACAAAAAAACAAGACACGACGUUCUCAAAGACGCAGGACCUCGUCUUUGGGUGAAAGCGAUGGAGAGUCCAAGAACCAGGGCGAGGUCACAUUGAUCGUCAGCAAUCUGCCUGUGUACCUGACGCGAGGUGCUUUGUUGUCGAUGUUCGAGGAUUUGACUGCGACCAUGCGAGGAAAGUUCGACUUCUUCUACAGCCCAUGGGAUCUCAAGGCUGGACACAGCUUGGGCUAUGCCAUCAUCAACUUUACAGAUUCCAGGCAAGCAGCCAAGUUCGACCAGCAAUGGACUGACAAGAACCUCUUGCGAAAGAAGCAUCCGCCUUUGAAAGUGAGGAAGGCAUCCAUUCAGGGGCUUACAGCGAACAUCGAAUACUUCAGCAAGAAUUUGAGUUGCCCGGAUUCGCGUUUUGUCCCACUUUAUCGCGAUUCCGAAGGCAAUAUGGCACCCUUGGAGUUGGCCGACGGUGACGUUGAGUCCCAAUCCGUCAACUCUUGGAAGGCCGAGGGCCUUUCCGCACAGAAACUUGGACCCCAAGAUCUUGAUACUGGACAAGGAGGUGCUACCUCCAAAAAGAGUGCAGGUGAAACCUGUCGGGCUGUGAUCUCAGGUUCGUCUAGGCCGGAGGAACACAGCCUGCAGGAGUCCGAGACACGCCAUCGACGUCGACGCAAUCGAAGAAGGUCGAGACAGACCUCUAUGGCCGAGGCAGCUGACGCCGCCCCUGUGGGCGAAGCACCUGAAGCGCUUCAGGUAGCCGAGAAGUUGCCAAUGGCGCCGGCGGCCUGGUCCAUGCCAGGCGUUCAGCCUGAUUUGCGCCAACUUGCCUUGCGGCACCAGCACCAGCAGGUGUUGAAGACGAUGGCGGAGAAGGAAGAUCGAAAACACACCAAGAACCAAUCCCAUUCCCAGGAGGCCGCGCGGUCUAGCCAAGAAGCGCCGGACAUGUCGCGUCUGCUUGAAGCGCAACAGCUUCAGAUGUUGGCAAAACAAUUGCAGCAAUUUCACGCAUCCGUGCAGAUGUCGGGGAUGAAUGGAGUUGCCCCAACGGCUUCAAGUGCAAUGACAUGGCAGGCUGACAGCUUUUCACAGGCACCGACACCCAGCACAGCGCCUACCGGGCCUAACCAGUUCAUGGUGUCGCCAGUGCCUGCGGGGGCAGACAGUGCACAGUUGGCCCUUCACAUGUCGAGACAAGCCAAGCAAUUGCCAGUGGCGGACUCUCAGGUCUACAAUGCCAUGAGCUCCGAUCUCCCGGUUGGUGCCGUCACUGGCUCGGCAGGUCCCCCGAUCGCCCCGCUGGUGCCAUACAUGAUGAUGCCUGUUCAGUCAGUUCAGCCUGUACAGUCGCUACAGGCCGCCCUGGCGAAUAACGCGAAUUGUGCGAAUGCGAUGGUCGCAGGGAAUUUUGCAGGGGGCCUGCGCUACCUGAAUGGUGACGAAGUUUACACAGAUUGAGCCAUCGGAGGCGCGCUUGAUUCAUUGGUGGAUCGACAGGUGUGGAAACGAAAGCGUCUUCUCUCACGUUGUUUGAUGCCUGCGGCGCUGCUCCCCCGGUCAAGAGACCUCGCCGACAGGGCCAUCUUCAGCGAUGAGUUUCAGCCUGCUUCGGUGAAGCCUGGUAUGGCACGGAACGAAACGAGCUUAGGCCAGAACUAUC